Messenger RNA from Chara braunii, 25212 nucleotides. The record is from the annotation of a GenBank genome assembly. NCBI's taxonomy places the organism in Eukaryota, Viridiplantae, Streptophyta, Charophyceae, Charales, Characeae.
GGGAAAGGGUGUGGGAGACGUACUGUGGAGGACAAACACCCUGAAAGAUUUUGUAGGGGAGGAAAGACAGAGAGGGAGAGAGCAGGUCUUCCUCCACUACAGAGAAGAAGCAGUGUAUCACGGCUGGUCUCACAUGCCGGAGGAGGAGGAUGGGAGAGGUGGAGAAAGAAGACGAGGAAAGAGCCGGCGAAAAGCCUGCACAUGUUUAUGCGCUCCAUUAGAUGAACAAUGUGCAAGUUCCCCCUGCUCAUCUCCCUGCUCCCCCCCAGUCGAGAAAGAAAAGAACCGGAGAUGGGAGAGGGAGAAGAAGACGACGAAGAAGAAGAAGAAGAAAAGAGGUGAUCUUGUAGACGGCGAAAAUGGCAAGGAGCUCCAGCGCAGGUCGGAAGGUGAUGCCUUAUGGCGAUCGUCUUCGUCUGCUGGUGGAAGACGAGGAGGUGAUAAAGUGGAAGAGGGACAAGCGGUCCAAAAGGAGGUGGAAAGGAACGAUCACAUCUCUCAACCUCCUCCUCCUCCUCCUCCUCCUCCUCCUCCUGUCUGUGCGCAGUGGCGGCAACAACAGAUUUUGACAGACGAAAACAAGAAUUAUGACAGAGGAGAGGCUCAUGGCGACAUAGGCAGAUAUGGCUCAUCCCCCGCAGCAGAAAGGAUUGAGUUGAGGAAAUUGAGCAGACAAAAGGGCAUGAGGUUCAGUCCAGAAGUCUUAGCUUUAUGUGGAGGAAGGCAGAGAAAGGGAGACGUCAACAGAGACUGUACUAGGAGGAGUAAACGUGGAACUAGUACCCGACGACACCACCGUCAUCAUGACGAGUGCUUGCCAUUCAGUGAUAUAUCGUCCGUAGCUCCCGACAAUGAAGACGAGGAGGUGAUGAGCAGCACGUCUGGGGAGGAUUACGGUUGUUGGAAGAUACCUGCUUCUCCUCUCCCUGUCGCCCUUCCUCCUCCUUUUCCUCCUUCUCCUCCUCCUCCUACUCCCCCCCCCCUUCGUCCUCCUCCAUGUGCUCCUUCUCCUCCUCCCCCUCCUGCUGCUGCUCCUCCUCCUCCUCCUCCUCCUCCAUUGCCACUACGCAGAGUGCCUGUGACCACUGCUCCUGCUGCUGCUGCUGGAGGUGAACAUGGAUGUGAACCUCAAUCUGGAAGAGCUUCAGUGAGCGUUAAGAAGCCAACAAAGCGCUGGAACCAAUCCCCGGACAGGAGGUCAGUGGUAGGGGGAGUUAGUGAAGGUGUCUCUUCAUUGUCCAGAAGUGGCAGCCAGUGGUCUUUGCCUGACGAAGGAGCCAUCUUUGUUGAUGACAAUGAUUGGGAGGAAGGACAAAAUUUGCACGACAGUGAUCGGGAGGACGAACAAAAUUCGCACAUCGUUUCACAGAAAGGACAAAAUGCAUGGGAAAAGGUCUCAGCUUGGAUGGAUAGGGAGAAGAAGGAUGGGAGUAAGGGAGAAGACACUGGGCAGGAGUUUGAAUCGCUGCCACCCCAAACUCAGUGUGCCAAAUCAAGCCUUGGUAAUAAGAUGGGAACGAACUCCAGAGACGAUGAGCAGGGCAGCAGUGACAGUUGUAGUGGCUGGGAAGAAACAAUAAAUCACCCCCCUUUGAGUGGAGGGGGAUUGUCAAAGGCAGGAUUUGACGCUUGGGAGAAGGUGUCGAUUUGGAUAUCGAGGGACAAAGGAGAUGGAGGAGAUGGAGGAGAUGGAGGAGGGGAGAGGAAGGAGGAGGGAGAGGAGGAUGACAAGCGGCGUGAAAGUAAGCUGUCUGCAGUUCGGGAUCGUGAUCAAGAAGCCAGUAGGUUGGAACACUACUCCGGUAACCGGGACAAGGGACCGGUUGGAAGCGGCGUUGAGGCAUCCAAAACGUCUUCUGACUGGACGUCUGACUCUUCUCAUGAGGUUCAACAGAUGCUACACAACGAAAAGGAGGGGAACGUUUCGAGGCGGAGUACACCCAAGUCGAGAAACGGUAGUUUCUUCAGGAAUGGUAGUACGGGGGUGGUCGCGGAAAGCACAGGCUGGCUUGAGGGUGCCCUCCGCGAAAGUAAGAGUCGGAAGCUGGAGAAAGAGGGUCUGAGAGCACCUUGCCCCCACUGUGCACCUCCAGAGAGGGAAAAGAUAGCUGGCAGUGGACUCAGUAAACAACAGGAUGUUGCUGGUGAGGAGGAGUGGGAGGCGUGGCAACUGGGUCCAAUAUCGGCUUGGGCCCGCCCAGGCUUUUCCUCCUCGCCAUCGCUGUCCCUUUCUGCGUCUGCUUCUUUUUCUUCUUCUCCCACCUCUUCGAUGGUCUCCUCAUCAGCAGUUCAGUCAAGGUGUGCCGCAAGCGCUGCUCAAUCACCUUGUUCAUCAGUGCGCAAGAAUGACAAGAGUCCAAGACAUAUGCGUAUUCCCUCCAAGGAUCAAAGUCGAAGCUCCUCGUUGUGGUCUCCCUACCGGGCUACUGCUCCACAGAGGGAUACCACUUAUGAUGUAAUGACCAAUGCUCUGUCACACGCUGGUACUGAUGGCUUGGCUGGUCCUAGGGAAGAGAGAUUGCGGCUUGCCAUUCCUGUUCCUGCUGGUGGAAACGCUUUGAGUCGAGAUCUUAGUAGUUUGACGAAAGAGGAUGUACUUCUUGCUCCACCUACCCUAGGGGAGAAACCUAAUGCCAGGGACAUGGACGAUAGGUCCUGUGAUCGUAGCACUCCUUUCCCAAGGGAGGAGGCAAGUUCAACUUAUGACAAUGAUUGUUGUACCAAUAACACACACAAGAUGUUGAAAGGCUUAGAGGAGAAGAAAGAAGAAGAGGAGGAGGAGGAGCGAAGGAGGAAAUGGGGAAGAGAAAGGAUCACUCGAUGGACCCUUAGAGCCGAAAUGCUUCAAUCUGCCCUAAAAGCCGAGAAGGUUCAGUCUGCCAAGUUCUCUCCUGAGCCUAGGGGUAAGGUUGUCCCAUCAUUCAAAGAUGCCCAUAGUGCCUAUGGCGGAAGUGAAAGCUUGACUGGUCGGUUUUGGGACGACCGUGUUCAGACGACAUGCAAUUCUUCAAUGGAUGAGAGUGAAGUCCGGGUUUACCAGAAGGAUCACAAUCGUCUUGAAAUGCGAUUCCAGGCUUGGAAAGAACAAAGGGAGAAGGCAUUAUUAGUUCAGGAUUCUAAGUUGGGACCCCCUCCACCUACUUCAAGCCUAGAGUUAGUGGGAGAAGAUCUGGCAGCACAGGGCAGGGGCGAUACGGGAGGGUACGUGAUUAGCCAUCAUCACUCUGUUUCAAGUCGGAAGAACAACGAUCCUGGCGAGGAAUCAUGUGAAGAUUCAUCUGUCACAAAUUGUGUGGGGGCCCUGCACACAGGAAGCCACCUGAGGGACCAGCUGGAGGCUAGUCGCACACAAACACUCUCUGAGGGCAAUCAUCAAUGCUCACAGCUGCAGAAGCCUUCUGUCUGGCAGCAGCCUAUCUCCCAGGAGACUAUCACCAAGCAAAUCGAUGGAGGCGCAUCUCGCAAACCGUCAAAGGACGCUGUGAGUUGUAAAAAAAGCAGUAGUGGUACCUCUUGUUUUAGGGGCAGUAGUUCUAGCACUGGUGAUGACAUCAACAGUAGUACUAAUAACAGUGAAUCUGAGUCUGGGGUAAUCAGCUGGAAGGCUGAUUCAGCAAAUUUAUAUGCUGGUUCAAGUUUAGGCAGGUGGAGAGAGGAGGUAGGAGGAGAGGAAAGAACAACGACGAUUCCAUUCUCUCCAUUAUUUGCAGCAGCAGCGGAGGAGGAGGAGGACGGCGAAGAAGAGACGGUGGAUGCGGAGGAGGAAAAAGAGUUGAAGGAGGAGGAGGAAGAAAAGGAGGAGGAAGAGGAGGAAGGAGAGGACCUAGAAGAGGAGAGUAAGGUAAAGGAGGCAGCUACCUGUUGUGUGUUCCCUCCUCUAUCGGAAAUGGAGGAAGGAGGCACCAGAUACAGUAAACAAGUUCAACUGCAGAUUGCCAAACAGCCAGACUGUGACAGCACGGGAAGUCUGAUAUAUCAGUCCCAGUUGACCGAGGAUGAUGAUGACGGUAAUCAUGGUGGUGUUGACGAGGGUGGCUAUGGUGAUCAUGAUGGUGAUCAUGAUAUCAAUGAUGAUGGAGAUGAUGAUGCUGAUGAUGCUGAUGCUGAUGAUGACGGUGGCUCAGUGAUACUGAAUAUAGAGUCCCAUUUUCCACCAUGUGUUGUUUACGGGUCAACCAGUGAAACAACCACAAGACAGAGUAUUGAGAGGAUGAAUGACUGGGGGAUAGAGAAGCCUGCUCCUGGAGUUUUAAACAGUUCGGAAUCAAUGAGAGUAGUUAUCAAUAGAUGUCAGGAGGACUGGAAGUCUAUCAACGGGAAUGAGGUCGUAGAGGACUACUCACUGUUGAAGGGGUACGUUGAGCUUCAAGCUCGGGAUGCAGGAGACACAUACUCAGAAUGUUGUUACUCAGCUGCGGAGGAGGUUAAGGAGUGCUUACCCUUGUCACUGAGGGAGGAGCUGGAAAUGAAUGCCUCAGACUCUCAGGAUUCUUCUGCGACAGUGGAGAGGUGGAGGCGUGAUGCCACUGCACGCCCUGCUGUUACGGCUUUGGAGAAGAAAUGUGCUGCUGUCGCCGAGGUAAAGCUUCCCGAAAUGUGCGUAAGUCACAAGAGAAGAAUAGAGGACGACUGUCGAAGUAAUGUGCCAGAGGAGGAGUACAAUCCUGACCAGCCAUGGCAGUUACCGUUCAUUGUCCACUUAACCUCUGAUACGCAGAGAGCUGAGAAGGGCGACGUUCGCUACUCUGGAAAGGAAGCCGCACUCAGUGUUGGUGAUGGGCAUCAUGUCGUGGACGAGGGAGAAGCCUUGAAAGAGAGGGUUGCCACUGCGGAGGGUUCUUUGAGGAAAACCAUGGUGGAAGAGAGGAGGAAGAAGUCCUCUCCAAGAGAAACGAUAGGAAAACUCGAUCCCGCUGCACAAGCUCUGAACGGUACAGUUUGUGUGGCGUCAUCAUCGCAGAGAAAUGCUCUGCCCAAGGAUGUGCAGAAAGCUGGUCAUCUAAGCACAGAUUCGAACCUAACGAUUCAUCCAUGGAGAGAGGUUCACUAUGAUAUUGUACUGCCUCUGUCAGCAAUGCAGGGACCACCAGCAAUGCGGGGACCACCUCCACCUCCUCGCCGUCAGGAGGAAGAGUGCAUCAUUGCAACAGCCCCUCCGCUGAGAACAGCUGCUCUGGACAGGCACUCACCGGUUAUCAUGAACACAUCAUCCGCAGUGGCUUUGCUUCAGAAUCUGACGGACGAAGAUAUCUGUGACAUCCCAACAGGAGAGUCGAGAGAGGGAAAGGGUAGUCAUUCACGCUGUUUGGGACGGGAAAAAGAUGCUCGAAGAGGGCUCAUGUCUAUUUCCCUACCCAGCUCCUCUUCCACCUUCACCUGCACGUCCAUCUCUGUCUCGACUUCCAUAUCCAGCUCCACAUGCAGCUCCACUUCAAGCGCGUUUCAGGUGGUGACGAUCGAUGCAGAUAAGCGAGCGACAAAGAAGAAGAAGAUCGGUGCAGAUGAGUUUCAGGUGAAAGCCAUGGAUGCAGAGAAGCGGGUGACGACGAAGAAGAAGAAGAAGAUCAGUGCAGCUAGUUUGAGUGAUUAUCUUUUUGAAGAUGUUAACCUUAAUUUGCAGCAAUGUCCUUCACUGCAUGCAGAGUCUAUUGCUGCUGCCGUUUCAGAAGUCAAUAGCAGCAUACUCUUAGAGAAUGAGUGUAUCAGAGGUUAUAAUGAUAGGCUUUUGGCUGGGACAAAAUUGGGAAUAGAGACUGCUAUUCCUCCGGCAGUUGUGGGCCCUUGGGCAGAAGAGGCAGAUGUCAGGCUCCACAGCUGUCAGAUGGGAGACUUAGGAUGCAGUGGUCACUUCUGCCAAGAUAGGGACAACCAUGAAAUCUCGAGCGAGCAAUCAGUAAACCAGACGUCAGAAAAAGAUACAAGGCAGGAGAAGUCCGACGAAGACAGAACAAUGGUUCCAGUCGUCUUAGAGGCAACGCGCCGCUUAUCACCUCAGACCUUAACUGACGAUAGUCAUGUCCUAUGUCAAUCCGCAGUGGACUGUCGAGAGACAUCUACGUCGGAUACGGAGCAGAAGUAUCUCGGCCGCCAUUCACAUUUGCAUGUGGAAUCUAUGGAUGAUAAUGAGACAGCUUUACACAUCCCGACGGAGGCACCUGCAAUCAUCAGCAAAGUUUGUGCCAAUGCUGCAGAUGUUCGAGCUGGAAAUGAUACGCCUUUGCAGUCACUGUCUGUACUGUAUGAACUGGUUGAUAUGUCAGCCAGAGAGAACUCGAUCAAGAGACUAUGUUUGUUAGAAGAAAAGAAUGAUGUAGGAACGGCAUGGGAAAGGGUCCAGAUCCCUCUGGUCAAUCACAACGGUGACGUUCUGGAGCUAUCCUUGGGUGGGGAGAGAGAGGAGGUUUCUGAGUCCUGGCAUGAUGGGCAAGAAGGUCCCUCCAUGUUUCCAGAUUCAGAAGAAUGCGACAUGGUCAUCAAUGAGGACAGUGAGAAGGAGAAAGAGUCUAUGCAUGGCCAGGGUACGAUCCCAUGUUCCCUGGCCAUGGCAGAUGCUCAAGAAGAGCAGGAGCUAUCUGAUCGAAAAGAUGAGUACAACAUGCUGGAUAUUUCAGAGGAAAAACAGGACAAGUUGCAGCAGCAGCAGCAACAGACGGAGGAGGAGAAGGAACAGCAAGAUGGGAAGGAGGAGGCGGACAAGAACAACGAGGUGGAGGAUCAGUGCGUUUCAAUGAAGGAGAAGUUUGCAGGGCCAUCAGGAACCAGUCUAUGGCUUUCCUUGGACACUCGUGCUUCAGAGACCUUUACAGCAAUUCCACGGAAGAGUGACAGUGUGGUUCUCUCUUCAGAGAAUGAUGAUUUUGUGUGUCCAGAGCCAGUUUUUUCUGAGGGAAGGCAAGAGAGUCAGUGGGGGGAACUAAGCUGCCUCUCCAUUCCACUUGUACAUGACAACUACAUGGAGACCUGGACAAUUCUCCUAGAUGGGCAACAUGCAGGGGUUGAUGCCAGAAGCGCAAGCCUGAUGCCAGAACACAGUGUGCUUCCUCUGGAAUUGGGCGAAAGCAGAGCAGUGCAACUGGAGGCGGAGGGGGAGGUGGUGGAGAGAGUGAUCGUCUCAUCUGAACAGGGAGCUCCUUCCAUGACAGGGACUCAACUGGUGCGGGAGAAUGCUCCCGCGGUUUUAGUGGAUUACGAUGGCCUGCUACGUUCAAAUUGCUCAGGUCGUCCUUUUGCCGAUGCAGUGGGAACGUUCUCACCGCUAUUAUUUCCAAGUUCAGAAAGGAGAAUGAACUUUGAGGAGAAUGGUACUCCUCCAAUUGACCAUGCCAACACCACUCCCUUUAUUAUGGGCUUAAGCGACUCUUAUGAAUCUUGGAGGGAGCCGUCUCCUGAACCUGCCAAGCCGUUAUCUCGACAGAGUCUCGCAAGCGAAGGGCAACAGAAGAAGGGUUCCGAUACGCUAGAGGAGAACAAGGCUGAGGUUGAUCUGUGGGACGAAGCGGAUGGACAUGUGGUAUCUCAGCUGGCUCUUGUCGAGAGCGGGGAACAGUUGGUUGAUCUGAGAGGCCAGUUUGCCAGGGAUAGUGGGGAGAGGACGGAAACGUCAGGUCUGAUCAUGACCUUGGCUGCUCCAUUGCAUGUCCCGGAUUCUGAACGUGAUGGUAUGAACUCAGAGACUCCUGAUGACAGAGCGUGUGUGGCCAGGGUGGAAGAGGAUGAUGAUGAUAAAGGCUAUGAUGGGCCACUACUUUCAGGAGGGAAGGGAGGGAAGGGGAGCAUCCGGUCUGUGCCAACGGCUACCAAGAAAGAGGACCGUGGCACUGUCCAUGCGGAGCAUGAACAGAAGUGCUUAGUGCCUGGACCAGAACCACCACGUUGCGAGGAAUCAAUGGAAAUAGAGAGAUGGAACGUUCCCGCUAACGAGGAUGGCACCAUGACGGAGGAGAUGGUCCAAGAGUUUGCCUGUCUCAGGGGUGGAGGUGAGACAGAUGUGUACAUUCCAGUUGCUUGUGUUGAUGCAACAGCCUUGUUAGGAGAUGAUAAGGGACCUGGGUUUAGCGGUGGCGAAGAGGAUGCUCGGUCUCAUGUGUUACCUGCAGAGGAUGAGAGUUGUGUGACCACUGGUGCCCCUCCAAACUGUGAUGAUGGUUCUAACUUCAGCUUGCUACAGGUCACAGCGACUACGAGGAGUGAUGCACAUGUUCCGACUAUAUCUGGGGAGGUGCAAGGUGACGCUACCGGUGCCCCUGAUGUUCAGGUUCAGGUUCAUGUUCACAGUCAUGAAUCAGUUGGUGCCGUUGACAAGGCCUCUAAGGCCAUGACAAGCUCGUGCGAUUCCAUUAGGCUUAUGGCGAUGAAUAGCGGUUUCGUGGUUCAUGAGGACAUCUCAGUGCUGCCAAAAUCAGCUGUAGUCGAUCCCCAGAAGGGGACCAUGGAGCUAGUGCCUAUGGAGACUGGAGAGAACAGAAGCUCCUUUGAAGGAGAGGAGCAACACCUAUCGAGUGUGCUACUACAAAAGAGAAAAGCUGCAACGGAGGUGGACCUGCAGCCUGUUUUUGAAGAGAAUGUAGUGCUACGCUCAGUGGGCGAAGGUAGUAUGCAAACUUCAUUUUUCACUUCCUCUGUGACAGAUCAAGGCAGGCGCACUCUCAUAGCAGAUUGUGUAAGCGGGGACAACGGGCCCUCUGGUGACCAGGCAAUGCACAGGGGCAUUGGCAGCAGGGAGAGGGCGACGGUGUGGGAGACAUCAGUUCUUAUGCCUGAAGGAAAGGUGGAAAAGGAUGUUGUAGAUGUGAUGGUGACUCAAGCAAGCUCGUUCGGAGACAACGCUGCAGUUUCAAGUGAGAAAGGUAACCUCUUACUAGGAGGAGAGAGGAGUGUGGCAACCCAGAGUCUUAUACUUAGGAGGCAGGAGGAUACCAUAUCCGAGACAGGCGUUCGUUCACUCCCAGUAGAGAGUAGUUUAUCAGUCCCUCGCAUGCAGAAGGCGGGAGACGUUGGUGGACAAUCCUUACCAAAUGGUGGUGGACAGUCCUUGUCAAAUGGGGAACCUCAAGGGGUGUCAAUGAAACACUGUGAAGAAGGGCUUUCUCCAGCGGAUGACAAAGAGGUAUCGGUUGUUUCGUUGCGAAGUCGCAUGGUCGAGCUAAAGGCCAGCUUCUCGGAUCGGAUGGAGGACUCGGUUCUUCUGCCAGAUGGAAGGCAGGGUUCCCUCGCUGACACCGGAGGCCCAACUCCUUCGCCGCGUUUUGCUGAUGCUGUCGACUGCAUAAGCAGUCGAGAGGAGGGCUCUAACGUGUCUGCUUCAAUGCAUGUUACUGCAAGUCCUUUGCCUUACAAGCAUGGCAAUCUGGAAAGGCGAAGAGAGGCCGGCAAGGACCGUUCGGUCCGAGGAGAGAUCUCGGGACAAUCACAUCCCAUUUCAAAAGAAGAUCUGAAUGGCUAUAGUGUUAUGUUGUUGGGCACCGAUGCGAUGGAUGUACCAGAUGAUCGACGUCUUCCUCCAGAAGAGGAGAAGCCUGCAUCAAAUGUUAUGGAGGUGGUGGAGAAGGAACAGACUAGUACUCCGGUGAAGACCCCAGUUCUUCCCUCUGAGCACACUACUUCUUUGGAAGUCGGUGCCAUUCUUUUGUCUGCAGAUCAGUCGGCGGCGACCGCACAUGCUAAUGCAUCUGGCUCUCAUAACGAUGAAGAAGAUACUGCCCAUUUCAAAUCCAGUCUACUGCAGCCUAGUUAUAGCAGCCUUGAGCAUUUUGUGCUUUCGGCGGCUGACAUUUUGAAGGGCAGCGGACUUACAAGUGAUCAGACAAAACUUACAAAAGCCUCGCCUCAUGUUACUGCGUUCGAGAUGGAUGAUGGGACAAAUGCUGGUGCUGCGCAGUCCAAAUGCUUUGUUGUGCUCUCCUCAUCGACAAUUUCAAGCGCCAAAGGCUGUGGGAUCGGCAGCGACGCGAAGGACGUUCUCAAUCCUGUUUCCUGCUCACCGAACUCCAAAAAUACGUCAUCGAAUUUGGAGAACUCGGACGAUACUCCAUUGCCUUCAGCAAAAAAUGUCAAACUUGCUGCAUUAAAAAACGUGGAAGAUGGUGCAUGGGAUUCAGUGGAUGCAGAAAAUGACGUAUCGGAUGCUCUGUAUUCCAUCAUCCAACGCUCGCAGCGUUUGAACGACGAGUGCAAUGUUGAGCGGUUUCUGCUGUCAGCGGUCCAUGUGUCAGAGGGAGGAAAUCAGGCUGCAAGGGAUCAAGGUUCAGACGGCCAGAAUCAUGACAGUAAUGUGGUUUCUGUCUUCACUGCCAACGUGGAGGGCAGCUCUAGCAGCCUAGUCGCUUCAGGACAUAAGGGGAAAGAGGAUGCAGGAUCAUCGUCGAUGUCACUGAACAAAGUGAUGUUCGCAAGGCCUGCAGGGGAAAGUGAGGCCAGAGGAGGAGGUCGACGUUGGACGAUGGAAUGGGGAACAAAGGGUGCUCUGGCUUCUCGUGGGGGGAUUUCACUGCCAGAGGACUGGGAAUUCACUGAAGAAUCUAUUUUGCGGGCCCUUGAGAUGGGACAGCAGCUAGUGCAGUCGUUGCAAAAGGCACUGGAUGAGGAGCGGAAUCUAGUCAAGUCGCUGCAGAAGUCACUUUCCGAAGAGCAAAUGCUUGUGGAGCAAUUAAGGGCAAUGCUCGGGCGGGAUUACAACGACCCCAAUGCACAGCAGGACUUGGCUGGUUCUAUGCGCACCAUAUCGGCAGCACCAGCAGAACCCAGUGAUGAUCAACCUUCUGAGAUGACAUCAGGGCCCGGCCACGACCUCUAUGGCGGUCAAGAGGACAUGGUCGAGCUUGCGGAGAAUGUAAAAGAAAGUGUUCCCGAGAACCUUGAAAUCGACCUCCACGAUCAAGCGCUUGGUCCGGUAGAGGAAGCUGAAGCUGAGAACGAAGCAGCAGCAAAAAAACAAGUGUCAAAAUUUCCACCUGAGAAUGAGGAUGGGGAUGAACAGCUGCCAAGGAGUACGCUGAAGCAUGCAUUAGAAAACAAGUACGAGACUUGGGAGACUUCUUCUUGUGGUCCCAGUGUUCCACCAAAGGGUCAUCCGGAAACAGCGAACUCAUCACAGAAUGUGGACUUGGCAGAGACGGCAGAUGGAGAAGUAGUUACCGGGGUUCAUUCUGUGGAGCCAGGUCCCGAAACCAGCUCUCCGAAGGUCCAGGAAGAAAAAGAGCGCUGCGUAACCAAAGAACCUGAGCUAAGCGUUCAAGAUGAUCUCCUGAAGUGCGAAGCGUUUGCAGUAAAGGUGGCGGAGGAUGACGAGCCGGAGCCAUCAGAUGGGACGGAGAUAGAUCCCCAAGCUGAUACCUCGGUAGACAUAAGUGCAGGUGACCCGAUAGAGAGGGAUCAUGCAGCCUUGAUUUCGUUGGGAAGAUCUGGGCCGAUACUUGACCCGAUCGAGCCAGAAACAAACAAGUUGAUGAUGACUGCGCCAACCAAGGUACGAGGGCUUGCAGAGCACUGCCACUCCGAACAGGCACUCCCUGGAGAGGAAGAAGAUACCAUAUCUGUGCCAUCUGGUAAACGAGGAGAUACUCUGGAAGGUGCCAUGGACGAGGAGGAGGAUCAGCUGGAGCCUUGGCAAGGCAGAGAACCGUCCGAGGGAGAGAGUUUUGAAGAGUUACCUUUGAGAAAGGAAGAGGGUGAAGCCCUAGAAGUCGGCAAAGAAGGAAAUGAUCUGGAAUUGUCACAGGCUGGGGGUGCAAGCGAAGAGUCAAGGGAGCUCUUGCGUGCAGAAAAAGAGCAAUGGUCGCAUCUACAGACCCCGGACCUCGUCGGAAAGGAUGCGAUGGACUCUCUGUCUUUGAAGGAGGUGACCCUGAGCGUUGAGUGGCCAUCGAUGGAGGAGGUCGAGGAGGUCGAUCAGUUUGUUUUGCAAGACGACGAGGAUCAGCGGUUGCCUACGGAGACAUGUGACACUGUUGGGAACAACAUGACUGACUCCCCAUCAUUGCAGGACUUGGAGGAGGCAAUAAUCUUGGAAUUCCUGGACUGGCAGGAGGAAGACACUCAACGUCCUUCUCAACUCCUGCCAGAAGCUGAUGAGGAUCUAUGCGUGAAUACAUGGCCAAAGCGCAUGAUUGAGGAAAAUGCGAUGGAAGCCCCACCUCUGCAGCAGGGCGCACUGUUCUCAGGGUUCUUGAAGCAGGAGGUGGACGAUGCUUCACAAGGGGGCAGGAACAGGGCGCACCGUUCUCAGGGUCAAAACCAUGAUGAGAGUGGGGCUUGGCUGACACAGAUACAGGAAACUAUUGGAAAGGAUGGGGAUCACCUUCUGACUCUGACGGAGUCAGAUGCAACGCUUAUGUGUGAACCUCCGGUGGCAGACCAGGCCCAGGACUCCUCACACCACCAGGACCCCGCACGGGUUCAGGAGAAAGACUGUGAUAACCUCACUCAGUUAUCAGCAGUCCUCGUGGAUCAACCGCCCUUCCUAUCAGCAGUCCUCGUGGAUCAGCCGCCCUUCCUAUCGGCAGUCCUCGUGGAUCAGCCGCCCUUCCUUACAAAGCAACAAGGGCUGGAUGUGUCUCCUUCAGGCGUGCAGGAUGUGGCAAACAUAUUGGGGCCUUUGAAGACGGAGAAGGUUGAUGGCUGUUUGCAGGCCAAGGAAAAGGAAAAGAGCGGAGAGCUGUUCAAGCUAGAGGAAUACGAGGAUGUCGCUGCCCAGGUAAGGGGACAAGAGUCCGUGCGAAAGGACGUUACAGCGCCGCCUCGAGUCUUGCAAGCAGCUGCAAGCAUUUUUCGUUCUCCGACGGUGGAGAUUGUUGACUCUUGCCAGGCCCUGCAGAAUGCUGAAAGGAAUGUGGCAGAUGUGCUUCCAGGCGAAGGCAGGCUGCCAGCAGAAGAGGAGGGGAUUAAAGAGUCCAUGCAAAAGGAGGAUGGUAAGGAGCGUCUCCCAGUUUUGCGAGCAGCGUCAAGUAUUGUUCAUUCUGUGAUGAUGGAGGUUGUUGACUUUGGCCAGGACCUGAAGAAGAAUCUUGGGAGGGACAUGGCAGAUGCUGCACUUCCAGGCGAAGGCAGGCAGCCAGCAGAAGAGGAGCAGACUGUGCAAAGCUCAGGACGGGAACACAAGACUUCACCAGGCCCGAAAGCAGAGCAUUCCUUUUCAGAUAGCGCUACUACUGCAAGGGUUUACCAAAACGAGCCCGAUUCCAGUAGUGUACUGAAAGGUGUCGGCAUGGAGAAGCCCGUACGAAGUCCGAUGGAAAGCGCAGCAGAGAUGAGAUUGGAGCACAAGGCCGUGGAGGACAGGACCUCGAUCAACGACAGAAACUCCACUGCUGAGCCUGCUGCUGAGGAUGGGCAGCCUAGUGGUGGAUCGCUUUAUGAGGAAAGCAGUGUGUGCCAGAACAGCGGUCACCCGAGGCAAGAUGACCAAUGCAUGCAAGGGUCACAGGACUUGCUGUCGUCCCAAAUGCCAUCCCCGAAAUCGGACUUAGAAGCCGCUCCGGUUCCAGAGGAGGAACUGGGCAUCGUGCAGUCGGUAUUAGAGAGUGGAUCACAGCAGCAAGUGAUGAUGGCCUUGGAAGAAGACAGCAACGUUGCGGACCCGACAUCCUUGCGAUUCCGAGAAAGCAGAUCACAAUCAGGGCGCAAUGUAUCAAACGAGGAGAACGACGAGUCUCAAGUGCGAUCUCAAGAAGAUGGAAAGUGUGCCGACAAAUCUCCCGAAAAAAGGCACACAGAAGCAGAAAGUCCAGCCCACUCUGCAGCCACAGGGAAAGGGAUGGAAGAAGGGUGUCUGAAAGGUGAUGGCUGCGAGGGUAUCCCGGAGUCCGUCGUCCUUGAGGGAUCUGUUACAGGGGUGCAUGAGGAGCAUAGCUCGUCUGAGAGUCGUCAGCUGGCUAUCGGAUCAGCACAAGUGGAGGCAAGGGACACAGUUGUGGCUGCUCCAGCAUCAAGCAUGAAGGCGAAGGUGACUGUGGACUUGGAUGGCGCCGACAACCGACUGCCAUGUGGGCAACUUCUGCACGAGGAGGAAACGGUCGCACUACCAUUAGUCCGUGUUGAAAAGGAGGGGAACACUGGCAAGGGCAUGAUAAUACAGGCAGAAGGAGAUGUUGAUCGCUUGGCUCGGGCAGAAGUGAUCGACUAUGUGAGAGGUCAAGAUUGGGUUGGACGUGGCGAAGGGAAAGAAGCGGGUGAUGUUCCAUCACUGCUAGAAUCCCUACUAGUCAAAGCGGUGAAGGCAUGGGAGAAGAGAAGGGUUGUUUCGAUUGAUGAAGAAAAUGCCCGUGCAAAGAAGGAAAGAGAGGGCAUUCACAGGAGGAGGAUAGAAAGAGAAAGAGACAGAAAAGAGAGAGAGGCAAAGGUGGAGAGCAAGCAAAAAGAGGCGAAGUGGACAUCCAUGACGCCUGUUGGGAGGGAGGAGGGAGGAGAGACUGUAACGGAUCUUCAGAUGCAUUUCAAGACAGAGGCCAAGGAUCCAGAUGCCGAGGCCAAGAGGGAUGCCAAGAGGGAUGCGGCAGAUCUUCCGAUGCAUUUCAAGACAGAGGACGACGAUUCAAAUGCAGAGAAGACUGAGAAGGAGUCAAAUACUAAGAGGGAUGUGUCUGACGACGGUACUGGGCUACACAAUGCAAUGGACACGCAUGCGAAUUUGCCGACGGAGGCAAAGACAGGACAGCUUGAGGUUGUUACAAAGACGAUCGCUGGCACAGACAUGAAGAUGAAACCAAAAGCUAGAACAGACGAUGAAAUCAAGGCCGGCACUGAGGGGGGUGAGAUAGUAGUGCCUAAGAAGUUAGGGCAUGUUUUAGCUACACAGGUUUGGACAGAGGCCAUAAAGGAUACAGAGAUUUUCUUCAAGCCAGAGGCUGAUAUGAAGGAGGAGGUAGACGCUAAGACAAAGGCGGUAGAAAGAGAGGUGAGGAUGAAAAAAGGGGACAAGGAGGAAAGAGAAGGAAUGGCAGUGAGUGUUACGGAGACAUGCGACGAGAAGGUCAAGGAGAAGGACAAGGUGGAAAAGAAACGAAUGAAAGUGAACGUCACAGAAACGUGUGACGAAAAAGCGGAAGAGAAGGAAGUGAGUGAAACAAAUGGGCCAAAAAUGAACGCUGCGGUGGAAGCUAAUAAGACAGACAGGGCGAAAAGAGAGGUGGGGAUGAAGAUGAAGAUGGACAGAGAGGAGAAGGAAGCAGUGGGAAUCAAGGAGACAGAGAGAGCGGAGAAAGAGAGAGAGGAGGAGGAGGAGAAUUACGAAGUGGGAAUGAAGGUGACAGAGAAGUAUGAGAACAUGAUAGAGGAGAAGGGACUGAGUGAAACAGAUGGACUACUACUGGAGAUGGAGGAAGGGAAAAGGGAGGUGAAGGAUGCGAGAGAAAAAGAGAAUGUAGAGAAGGCCGCAUCUGGUCCAGUCAAGGACGUCGUGAGAACUCUGGCGUCCAGGCUCUUAACAGUAGUAGAGGGAGGCGUCCCUCUGGUUCACCCACAGCUGGGGAAGAAGAAGUCAGAAGAUGGUCAUGCAAAGAACAGCGGCAACAGUCCGAGGGUCACUUCAGAUGCAAGGUGGGUGCAGAACGCACGGACGGACACGGACAUGCAACAUGUGGUACGCGAUGAGCAGGUGCCUUUUGCCGGGAGAAGUGAGACGACAGAAAUCAUCGACGAGAAAACGGUUAAGAGCAUAGCAGUGACAUUAGAGAGCAGGCAAAGGAUGCAACCAAAGGACGCGGUGGGGAGGAACAUUACGGAAGCGGCGGAAGGCACGGCCUCUUUUCGUACGGUUUCCUCGGAGCAAGACGCGAGAAAGAUCAAAUCGGCAAUCAGAAUACAAGCUUCAUGGCGAAGAUGCAUGGCAAGGAGAGCAUACGAACGACAAUUGUAUCUGAUUGAGAAGUUGCAGGCUGUGGUGAGAGGGUACUUUGUCAGGAAGUACUCACCAAGAGCGGUGUGGUUCAUGGGCCAGAUUGUUAGGGCAAGAGCCAGGGCAUUAGAAGCAGAGAGAGCGAUGUCAAUCAUUGCGUCGGGAGGGGAGGAGCCUGUUGUGGACAUGGUGCACCAGUUUGAGUCUGUAGAGGUAAGGCAGAGGAGGCGCAUCCGACAGGCUGCGUUGGCACGCGCACGAAUGAGGUCCAAGAGCUGGAGAGAGGGUAGUGGGAGGUGGAGUGAUCUCGGCAGCAGCAGUGGGAGUGGGCGUUUAUGGAGUGGGGACGGUGGCGAAAGCAGCAGCGGCGAAUUGGCAACGGCAACUAGCAUAACGGUGGAUCCAAGGAGGAGUUCGGGUAAUGCGUGGGGAAUUACAGACGAGUUCAGAGACAUUGGAACGGACACCGAAGAGAAGGGUUCGAAGGGUUCGAAGGGGGGGUUCAAAUGGAAGGAUAAGCGGCUGGAGCAACUGCAGGAGAGAAUAGCGAAGGCAGAGGCAGGGCUUGCGAAAGCUCGGGCGCGGAAAGCGCGAGUGAAUGCAUCUGAACGACGGCCUUGGUCUGUCUUAGCUGCCAUAAAGGAAGGGAAGUGGUCAGGGCGUAGUGCCGAUCAGCACAGCAGGUCAGUGGUAAAGGUAAGUCCAGGAACGGAAAAGUCCACAGAGCUCCCUCCUGCCACGGUGAGUCCCGCAAAGAAGAUGGGAUGGUCUUCUGGGCCCAAAGUUUUGUCGUCGGGACCACAGUCUGUCCCUAGGAAGUCUCCAGAACCAAGCCUGACAGUGGCGGACGAUGAGAAGAAGGAAAAAGGAAGCGGAAGCGGAAGGGGAAGGAAGAACCUCGGUGCAAAAAUCGAUGAACUAUAUGGGAAGACACUGGGGCGUAGCUGGGGGAAACACAAGGGACAGCAGCAGGUUGUUGGAUCAGAUGUUGCUGACACAGAAGGCCAACCUGAGGACCAGAGGCGGCAAGAGCUCGAGCAGGCUGCCGAGAAGGAAGAAGAAAGUGUGCGGAAAUUGGCAGACCUGCGCGAAGCGCAGAAGCUGGCUUCUCUUCGAAGAGACGAGGAUCGUACUGCGGCAAGAGAGAGAAAGGCUGCACGAUCGGCAGAGCGCCGCCGAGAUGCAGAACAGGCUGCCGAGCGACGUCGUGAAAUUCAGAACCUGUGGGAGCAGCGACGCAAAGCCGAAGAGACAUUGCGAAGGAGGGAAGAGGCUGAGCAACUCCGCGGCACCGAGGCCACAAGUUUGACAAGCUUGAAAGCCCGAAAUAGCGGUAGGGCAGAGGCGGUCGAGAGUGGCGGUGCAGCAUCUGAGCUGCAGAAACAACUUGAGAAGUUUUCGGCACGGCGAAGGAGAACGGAACUGGCUGAGGAGGAGCGCCGGAAAGCUGAAAAGUCUGGCGAGCUGAGGGCACUGGAUAUGAGGAUAGAGAUGCUGGAAAAGGAAGAUGGGAUGAAACGAGCAGCAGCGCAGGCAGCAGACCUCAAAAGGCAGUUCGAGAUGGCUGAAGAGGCGAGAAGGGAGGCAGAGAGGGCCGAAGCAGAAAGAAGCGAAGCACAGAUGUUGACUCAAGGGCAAAAAGAUGUGGAAAAAGCUGCAAAGCUACACAGCGACUUGAUUAGGAAAGAGCUUCUCCGCCGUGAAAGGGAGAAGGCCGCUGAACAGAGCAAUGAACUUGAACGGACUUUGGCAGUCAUACGAGAUGGAGUGAAGGCACUUGGACGCCGACGUCAACCCAAUUCAAAAAUGCAAAACGUUAGUCCGCUUGAUGACCUGCGGCCAAAACAAGAUAAUGCAGAGAAGGUCGAUACGAAGGAGGAGGGAAGCAGUGAAGAACCUGAAGAUGAGGUCGGGAGGAUUGCUCGCAGUGCGCAAACACGGUCGCUGACUCCAGCAGCAGGGCCAUCCUCAGUACUUGCUGCAGUUUCCCAUCCUGGAAAGGAGGAUGAGGAAGGCUCAUUCAUGCUUCGCAACGGGGAGGAGAAGCGGGCAAAGCCAGGCAAGAAUGUAGGGCGCCUGUUUCCGGAGUCUUUUGCCGGAGACGGGGGCGAGCAGGCUCAUCAGAGCAGCGACAACCAGCUUCAGAGUGGGACCGAGCGAGUACAGAGUGAGAUGGAAGAGAUGGCAGUGAGUGAGCUUCGUAGUACACAGCAAAAGGUUUUGAACAGGGACGAGAGGGAAAAGGGUGAUGAGGAGGAGGUACGCAUCUCCGGUGAUGGCAAUGCCCCAGGCACAGUAGUAAGUGGGGAACCAGAGAUGCACGUUUUAGAAGCGCAAGGGGAAAGGAGCAUCAAAAGAAAUGCUGACAUAAGGAAUCCAGAGAGUGUGCCCGUGACGAAACAGGUGCGAUCCACGACAGUAGCAAUGAGAAUAGCUCAGCUGCAAAAACAAGCAACAGUGCAGAAGAGCCGAACGGAAGAGGCAUCAUCCGUGCACGUGCCGGUAGGAGGACCCAAGAGGGAACCCACCAUAGAGGAGAGGAAGGAGAAGAAAGGGGUAGUUGAGGCAUUAAAGCCGGUUGCAAGCCUCAAAGGAGCAUGGCAAGGGACAACACAUCUUGUGGUGGCGCCUCAGAAGCCAGGGGAGUUGGGAGUUUCCAUGGAGAAGAAGGCGGGUGAGGCACCGAUGCCGGUCUCAGACCUCAAAGAAGCAUCACAAGGGGAAGCGCAUGCCGCAGAGGCAACCCAGAAGUUAGUGGAGAACGAGGAUUUGAAAAUGGUUAAGAAACUGCUGCAGAAGGUGAGCAAGGCAGUCCACAUGGGUGGUAGUAAGGGUGGCGUGGCAAGCAAAAUGUGGCAGCCUCCAGAGAAGACAGAGCAUCGUCCCAGCAAGGUUCGCGUUGCCUCCGCGUUACUUGAUAUCGGAGCACAGAAGGCUGAUCAGCUGCUUUUGGAGGCUGUGAAGGCAAGAAGUCUUCGUUGGGAGUCGGACGACACAGGCGCAUUGCAGGUGAAUUCGAAGAAAGCCGAGCAGCUCGGCAGGGAGCAAUCUCUGCCAUCCGUUACGAAAAUCGACUCGCAGAAAGGAAGGGACUUCGAUUCCAAGAUUCGCAAGGACUUGAAGAAGGUGUUUGACAUGAAAGGACAGGACCAAAUGUGGGUGAAAACAACACCAUUGAGCAGCAGGGUAAAGAUGCGAGAAGAGACGGGCAUGGAGAAUCAGCUAUGGGAUCAUUCUUCAGGUAAGGCAACGGCAAACAAGGACGCGAAGUCGCCAAGGUUGCAGCAGGGUGAGAAGGAGGAUCAAGCUUGGUUGGAGGUUGAGAGACAUGAGCAGAUGCGACGGGAGGCAGAGAAGAAAGCAGAGAAGCUGCGGGCGGAAAUUGAAAAACGGAUAGAAGAGCUGACGCUGGCGACAGAGAGAGAGCAGCAACUCUGGCUAGAAGUGGAGAGAGAGGAGCAGGUCCAGCUGGAAUCGAAGCUAAGAGCGCAGCAGUUGCGCCUUGAGGCAGAAAGACGCCUGCAACAGGUGGCGCUUGACACGGAGAUAGAGGAGAGGAGGCAGUUGGAGACCAAACAAAGGGCAGAGGAGCUACGGUUGGAGGCGGAGAGACGACUCGAGGAGAUGACCCAAAACACUGAGAAAGAGGAGCAGAUGCAGCUGGAGGCAAAGAGAAGGGCAGAAGAACUGCGGAUGGAGGCUGAGAAACGACUGGCGGAGCUGGCUGUGGAAGCAGAGCGAGAGCAGCAGAGGCAGUUGAAGGCUAAGAAAAGGGCACAGGAGCUACGGCUAGAGGCGGAGAGACGGCUGGAGCAAGUAGUUCUCGACGCGGAGAGAGAGGAGCAGGCCCAGUUGCAUUUGAAGAGAAGAACAGAGGAGCUGCGUUUGCAGGCAGAAAGGAGGGCAGAGCAGCUGAAGCUUGAUGCUGAAAGAGAGGGACAGCUGAGGUUGGAAGCGGAGAGGAGAGCAGAGGAGCUGGUGCAGGAGGCUGAGAGAGAAGAGCAAGCACGCGUAGAGGCUGAGAGGAGAGCAGAACAACUCCUACAGGAGGCAGAGAAGAGAGUUGAGCUUCUGUCAGAAGAGGUUAAGAAAGACGACAGGAUGAAACUGGAGGCGGAGAGGAGAACAGAACAGUUCAGGACAGAGGCGCAGAGACAGGAGCAACUGAGGAGAGAAGCUGAGAAGAGGGUAGAGCAGAUGCGUCGGGAAGCUGAAGAGCAGGAGGUUGCGCGGUUGGAGGCGGAGAAGGCAGCAGAGGUGCUGCUGAAGGAUGCAGAGAGGAGGGUCGAGAUGUUGCAGCUUGCAGGUGCAAGAGACGAAAAGCUCCGUUUGGAGGCCGAGAAAAGACUGCAGCAGCUCAGAUUGGAAGCAUGCCAAAAGCAAUACCUGCGCAGAGAAGCCGAGAGGAAAGUGGAGCAUUUAGGAAUCGCACUGGAAAGAGAAGAGCAUGCAUGGCUGCAGGUAGAGAGAGCCGGCAAGCAGUUGCUGUUCGAAGCAGAGAAGCGAGUGAAUCAGCUGCACCUGGAGGCUGAAAGGGACAAGGAACUCCGGCUUGAGGCUGAGAGGAAAGCUGCACAGCUCAGGAUGGAGGCAGACACAAGAGCGAAGGAGCUUCAGCGCACAGCGGAGAAAGAGGAGAAACUACGGAAAGAGGCAGAACAAAGAGUCGAGCAAUUACGCGAGGAGGUUCAGCGUAGGUUUGAGAUGCUGAGGCAGGAGGUAGAGAAACAGCAACAGCUUCAGGUCAUUGCUGAACAGAAAGCAGAGGAAAUGCAUCUGGAGGCUGAGAGAGCAAAGCAGUUACGGGAGGACGCAGAGAGCAGAGUCAAGGAGAGGCAGAUGGCAGCACAACGAGAGAAGCAACAGCUGCUGGCAGCUGAGAGGGCCGAGCAGCAGCGACGGCAGGCUGAGAUGGAGGAGGAGAUGAAAUUGGAAGCCAGCAGAAAGGAACAGAUGAGACUUGAGGCUCAGAUGAGGACUGAGAAAUUGCAGCUUGCUGCAGCAAGACGAGUAGAGCAGCUCCGUCUGGAAGCUGAAAGAGAGGAGCAGCUCUGGAAGCAGGCGGAGGAGCAAGCAGCUCAGCUUCAGCUUGAGGCAGAAAGGGGAAAUCAUCUUCGGCUAGAGGCCGAGAGGAGAGCAAACCAACUCAGAGAGAUGCGCCUCGAGGCCGAGAGGAAAGCUGAGGAGCUCAGGCUUGAGGCAGAGAGAGAGGAUCAACUUUGUUUGGAAGCUGAGAUGAGAGCUCAACAGUUCCGCACGGAGGCCGAGCAAAGAGCUAGGCAGCUGCGGCUCGACACGAAGAGGAAGCUUGAGCUCCAGCGCCUGGAGUCAGAGUUAGUGAACCAGAUUAGGCUUGAGGCUGAGAAAGAGGACUCGAUGAGGCUCGAGGUCCUUAGGAUGACUGAACAGCUGCGCCUUGAGGCCGAAAGAGAAGAGGUCCUGCGCUUCAAGUUGGAGAUGCAAGCUGAGAAGGCCCGAAUGCAGUCCAAGCGGGAGGAGCGGGCUAGGCUGCAGGCCGAUUUGAAGACAAAGCAGGUCCGCAUGCAGGCAGAGAGAGAGAGGCGAGCGCAACUAGAGGCUGAGAAACUGGAAAUGUUGCAGCAAGAGUCGGAGAGGGUUCAGCAGCUGCGGUUGGGCGUCAGCAGAAACAAGGAACGGCGUACGCCGCCGCCUCUCAGGGAGAAUAAAAAGUCAAAGUCCAGAAGAGAGGAGACACUUGAGUUGAGGGCAACGAGCGAGGAACGGCUCCAUCGGCAGCGAGAGGCUGAGAUACUGGAUCAGUUUACGGCUAGGGUGGAUGCAACAGAGGAGAACCAAAGUGUUAGGGUUGAGAGAGCUGAGCUGCUGCACCUAUUGCAGGAAAGUGCAAGAGGGAGAUUAUCAGGCACAAGGAAACCGGAACAGCUGGAGACGGAGUCCAAAGAUGAGAAGCAGGCAAAGCUGGAGGGCAAGAGAGAGGGGCAGCUGGAGCUAGAGGAGGCUGAGAUGGAGCAUCUGCCAUGGGAGACCGAGAGAGGCGAGGAGAUUCUGCAAGAUUCGACCAGGGAGUCACAGAUUUGGCUGGAGGUUUGGAAGGAGGAGGAGCUACUACUGAAGCCAAUGAGAGAGGGCGAGCCAAGGCCAGAUGCGACGAACGAGGAGAACAUGCACCUAGAGGCAAAAAGUGCAGGUCACCUUUCCCCGGAGAGAGAAAAGGACGACCAGCUUUGCCUGAAGGGUGAGAAGAGGGAGCAAGCAAAUAUCAUAAUGGCGUGUGAGAGAGAAUCGUGGAAGGGGGUGGAGGAAGUGAGAGAGGACCUGUUGUGUAGGUGGUUAGAGGAAGAGGAGGAGCUGCAGCUAGAGGAAGCGAGGGAAUGCAUGCUGAGCCUAGAGGCACAAAUGGAGGAGGGCCUUUGCCAGGAGGAAGGCAGAAACUACCUCUUGUUCGAGGAGGGAAAGGCAGCGGAGAGGUCGCAGAAUCAGGCUGAGAGAGCACAAGUAAAGACCGGGAUAAAGUGGAUGACAGACGGCCUUCCGCACCACCAGGAACCGCACGCUGGGGAUGAUGUGCAGUCAGAGCAGUUGAUGAGGUGUCAGGAGAAGCGGCAUGGAGAUGCUGAUGGACGAACAAAAGCGCUAGGAGGAGAGACGCACAGCGAGCAGCGCGCGCCAAGCACGGCAAGGAAGCAACAAGAGCAGCUGCCGACCCAAAGGGAGAGAGGUCAGGGGUGGCAGUCGCUAAGGAAACGGGACGGAGCUUUGCAGGCCUCGCAGGAGGAUGGGGACGAUAGGAGCAAUGGUAAGAAGGGGAGAGAGAAAGGCAAUGGGGGAAACAAAGAACAGCAUUUGUUGUCAGAUGGGCUGCGCCGGCUGGCAGAGGCAGAAGGAGAGCUGUGCCGUGAGGCGGGAAUGGUAGAAGAAAUGAUAAGGUUGAAAAGGAACAGAGGGAUGGAGGAGGAGGACGGAGCGUCACACUCACACACCCUAUACCCAGGGCAGCCUACGACAAGUACCGAGCAACCUCGCACAGAUCCUCCUAAGGCCACGAUGACGGCAAACGCAGGUCGCCAAAACACCCUGGAGCUUACUAGACAGACGGAAGACUCGUCAGAACAGCGGGAGCGAGAACCAGGUCCUCAGAAGUCAAGUAAAGGGAAAGGAGAUGUGUUGACGUCACGACUAUUUGGUGCAGCUAGGACACAGGGGAAGCCAGAAGGUGGUGUAGACAUGCAAUGGUCUUUCGAGGUUGGGGUAUUGAGAGAUGGGGGGGACACGGUUGAGGGUGUUCCCGGCACAGGAGUGCAACAGUUGCGAGCCACUGCAACAUGCCGCGAGGCAGCUCGUCUGGGGGCUGGUGCCAAUGAAGGUGAAGAUCCUACCGUUCAAACACAGACAUUGUCAGCAGCAGAGCGGCACCCCGAGGACGGCCGAGUUGAAGACGAAGCGCAUGGCCUUCUCUGGAGGGAGAUGCAUGCAGCAGUCGACAUCGCCACAGAGGCAAGACGUGUGGGGAAGGAGAGCUCCGACGAGGACGAGGGAACCUGUAUACACGUGGAGAAGCCGGCAAGGAGACGUGAGCAACCUCAUCUAAGAAUUGAGAACGUGAUGGAGGAAGCACAGCACCAUACAUGGCCUCUACUGCAGGGUUGCACCCCCCGACGGUCGGCGGCCCUUGACUGGUCCGCUGCCGACCCGCCAACCGAUCGGCUCGUUAAUAAGAGAAAAGCAGACGACCUGUCACAAAGGCAAAGUGAAAAAGAACAGGGUCAGGAUCAAUCAAGUGAAGCAAGAGGACCUACCUUGGAUUCACAGAGGGUCGGCGCCGCCAUCAGGAGGGAAAGCGACAAGCUCGGGAGAAACGGAGGCAGUGUUAUCGACUUGGUGGGACAGACCGAGAGGAGGACGGAAGAGCUGCGCAGACAAAGGGAGAAAGAAGGAGAAGGUUGUCAGCAGCUGAGCAGACGGAAACGAGUCGAGUGGAAAUCGGACUCAAUCUGUAACUCGGAUUUCAGGGGAAAAGCCCCAGAGAGACACCAAGAAGACGGUGUCGUUUCUGACAUGGGUUGGAUGUUCGAGUCCGGCAUACUGAAAGAUGACCACCAGACUGCAAUUUCUGACAGACGAACAACAAGAACACCGCCACCGACAACAGCGACCGAGGAGCUCUCUCUUUUCGGGGACAGUACUGAGCAAGCCGGUCAUCCUGUUGUUAGAGCGGAGAGUUCCUCCUGCCGGAGAGAGCAUGAUUCCAAGGCAGAAGCCCCAAAACGCGAACACGACAACGACAUCUGCGAAGAAACAGAAGCAGCCAUCGAACUUGAGACGGAACGCAUCGCGGCGAACGCCAGCACAGCAGAGAAGGAACCAUCGGCAAGCACCCGGCAAAACGCGGUUGAUUUGUGUCCUGGGCAAGAUGCCAACGUAGAGCAGGAGACGGAGAAAGAUAAAGAUGAAACAGAGACAGAGACAGAGAGGGACAAUACAGUGGCAGCCGAAACGUUUUGGGGCGAUGACGAAUGGGCUAGUCGUUUGCUAGCAAUGAAGCGGUUCAACUCCUGGCUGGAUCACGAGCUCGGGAGUCAGUGGGAAGGAUUCAAUUUCUCGGAUUUGGACCUCGUGGCCCUUCUCAACGAAAUGUAUAAGAUUGUGGAGGACAUGAAGCGCUCUCAUUCCGACUGGACGAACAAUAUGUUAGAUGCGAGGAGAGAUUGGAUUACAAAGUGGGAUUCCAACCAGGGUCUGGAAGAAUUACUCAGAAUGGUAGUAGCAGCUCAGAAGGCGGCAAUUCCUCCUCCUGAUCAAAGUUGAAGAAUGGGGAAUGAAGUUACGAGACAGCCGCCCCCGCUGAAACGAACGCGCUGAUCUCCAAACACUAUUGAAGUGUAUUUUGAUUGCGCUCUUGUGUUUUACAUACUGUGAGUUGUGGAAGUUGGUCUCAAACGGGGGGUUAGAAGCAUACGCAGAAAAGCUGCAGCAGCUCAGAACGUGACAAUUCCUCCUCCUCCUCCUCCUCCACCUCCUCCUCCUGGAGGUUGAAGAGUGCAGAAUGCACAUAAUGGGUGUUCCAGAAGUGCAGCAGGACGUUUUCUGAAGAGGAUUAAUAAUAGGCAGACACCACAGAACACAUUGCAAAGUGUCCUGGUGAGCUCCUGAGGAGUGUCACAGAGAGAGAGAGAGAGAGAGAGAGAGAGAGAGAGAGAGAGAGAGAGAGAGAGAGAGAUGCAUCCUGUUGAUGCGCUAUGCUGACGAUGAUGGAGAUGGUCCAUCGUGACCAUUCGACAUGGUGAUCAGGGUCACGACAGACAGACGGGGGAGAGAGAGAGAGAGAGGGAGGGAGCUCCAGAGGGAGGGAGGAAGCGAGAAAAGAGUUCAAAACAGUAUUGUGUUGUUAUAAAUACAACUCU